Molecule: messenger RNA, 1170 nt
Organism: Candoia aspera
Lineage: Eukaryota; Metazoa; Chordata; Lepidosauria; Squamata; Candoiidae
Product: trace amine-associated receptor 4-like
Exons: 1
Coding region: 1-1044 (347 amino acids)
Biological process (GO): behavioral fear response; G protein-coupled receptor signaling pathway; chemosensory behavior
Cellular component (GO): membrane
Molecular function (GO): 2-phenylethylamine receptor activity; trace-amine receptor activity
Source: RefSeq, a predicted model, not a curated record
AUGAAUUCCAGCAAACUCUGGAGCCUGCAGGAGAUACACGAUUGCUUUGAGUCUGUUAAUAAUUCGUGCCGCAGAAAUGUUAGAUCUCCACUCAGCCUUUUUGUUAUGUAUGGGUUGAUGGCAGGAGCAAUAGUUCUCACCAUGUGUGGCAAUAUGGUAGUGAUCAUCUCUGUCCUCCAUUUCAAACAGCUGCAUUCUCCAACCAACAUGCUGAUUUGCUCCAUGGCCACCACAGAUUUUUUGCUCAGUUUCACAGUUAUGCCAUACAGCAUGGUCAGGACGGUGGACUCCUGUUGGUACUUUGGAGACUUCUUCUGCAAACUCCACACCUGCUGUGAUAUAAUGCUGUGCACGACUUCCAUCUUCCACCUAUGCUUCAUUUCUGUGGAUCGCUACUAUGCUGUGUGCACCCCACUGCAUUACCUCACCAAAAUCACUGUCCCUGUAGUUCAAGGUUUUUUGGCGAUUAGUUGGUUCACCCCAGUCUUGUUUGCUUUUGGUCUUGUUUUCUCAGAGCAAAAUGUGGAAGGCAUUGAGGAAUAUGUAGCCUCCCUCUACUGCUACGGAUUCUGUGCUCUCGUUUUUAAUAAGCUGUGGGGAGUGUUGUCUUCCUUCAUAGCCUUUUUUCUUCCUGGUAUGGUGAUGGUGGGCAUUUAUCUCCAUAUUUUUGCUGUUGCAAAAAAACACGCCCAGCAGAUUGCCCAGGUUUCUAGUGCCUCACGUUCUGGAUCUGACACAAAAGGGAAAAUCUCCACCAAAAAGGAGAACAAAGCUACUAAGACGUUAAGUAUCGUUAUGGGAGCAUUUAUUUUAUGUUGGCUUCCUUUCUUUGUUCUCACCAUAACAGACCCUUACAUUGAUUUCAUGAGCCCUGAAGAUUUAUACAAUGCCUUCCUGUGGUUGGGAUAUUUCAAUUCCACCUGUAAUCCCAUCAUUUAUGGCUUAUUUUACCCAUGGUUUCGCAAAGCAUUUAAAAUGAUUGUGACGGGGGCCAUCUUCAGGCAAGGUUCUUCUGCACUGAAUCUCCUUGCCACUAAUGCUUGAGUGCUGGACGGACAGGCAUUGCUGAUGGUCGGUCUCAGGCUCGAGAGGCUGGUAUUUCUUAGUCCUUUAAGUGACACUACAUCACCACUGUUAGAGAAGGAUCCGUUGCCCCACCAAAUAGCACAA